Molecule: messenger RNA, 2798 nt
Organism: Chrysochloris asiatica (Cape golden mole)
Lineage: Eukaryota; Metazoa; Chordata; Mammalia; Afrosoricida; Chrysochloridae
Gene: PIK3R5
Product: phosphoinositide-3-kinase, regulatory subunit 5
Exons: 19
Coding region: 133-2748 (871 amino acids)
Biological process (GO): positive regulation of MAP kinase activity; G protein-coupled receptor signaling pathway
Cellular component (GO): phosphatidylinositol 3-kinase complex, class IB
Molecular function (GO): 1-phosphatidylinositol-3-kinase regulator activity
Source: RefSeq, a predicted model, not a curated record
UGAGCAGAUGCCGGGACUUGGCGAGAGGCUACAACCCCGGCGCGGUGUUCGCGACUGUAACCAGAUUUGCAGAGGUAGUCGCCUCUGGAGAGGGGCUCGGCGCCCGGCGAGGACUACAGGCGAUGACUCAGGAUGCAGCCAGGCGCCACCACGUGCACAGAGGACCGUAUCCAGCAUGCCCUGGAGCGCUGUUUGCACGGGCUCAGCCUCAGCCGCCACUCCUCCUCCUGGUCAGCGGGGCUGUGUCUGAACUGCUGGAGCCUACAGGAGCUGGUCAGCAGAGACCCGGGCCACUUUCUUAUCCUCCUUGAGCAGAUUCUGAAGAAAACCCGAGAGGUCCAAGAGAAGGGCACCUACGACCUCCUGGCUCCGCUAGCUCUGCUCUUCUAUUCCACUGUGCUCUGUACACCACACUUCCCGCCCGACUCAGAUCUCCUUCUGAAGGCAGCCAGAACCUACCACCGCUUCCUGACCUGGCCUGCUCCUUACUGUAGCAUCUGCCAGGAACUCCUCACCUUCAUUGACGCUGAACUCAAGGCUCCAGGAAUCUCCUACCAGAGGCUGGUGAGGGCUGAGCAGGGCCUGCCCACAAGGAGUCACCGCAGCUCCAUUGUCACUGUGCUGCUGCUGAAUCCACUGGAGGUGCAGGCUGAGUUCCUAGCUGUGGCCAACAAGCUGAGCGCGCCCGGGCACUCUCCCCACAGCGCCUACGUCACACUGCUCCUGCAUGCGUUCCAGGCUACCUUCGGGGCCCACUGCGACCUCCAGGGCCUGCACUGCUGGCUGCAGUCUAAGACCCUGGUGGAGCUUGAGGACAUCUUCAUGGAGACCGCAGAGGCUCAGGAGCUGGCAUCUGGCAUCGGGGAUGCAGCUGAGGCCCGGCCGUGGCUCAGGACCAAGCUGUGGGCAAUAGGAGAAAAAGCCGGCUUCUCUGGUAUCUUAGACACUGCUAAGCCUGGCAAACUCCACACCAUCCCCAUCCCUGUGGCCAGGUGCUAUACCUACAGCUGGAACCAGGACAGCUUUGACAUCCUGCAGGAAAUCCUGCUCAAGGAACAAGAGCUGCUCCAGCCAGGGAUCCUGGGGGAUGAUGAGGAGGAAGAGGAGGACUUGGACACCGAUGGACACUGUGCAGAGAGGGACUCUCUCUUCUCCACCAGCUCCGGGGCCUCCCGGGACUCCACCCUGUCGUUGGCCUACUCUCAGGCCUCAGGGCCUGCCCUCUCCCGCCAGUUGCUGACCUCCUUCGUCUCAGGCCUCUCAGACGGCAUAGACAGUGGCUACGUGGAGGACAGCGAGGAGAGCUCCCCCGAGUGGCCCCGGAAGCCUGGCAGCCAGGAGCGCCGGGCUCACCGCAGACCUGGGCAGUUAAACCGGAUCUAUAAACUCUUCAAGAGCACCAGCCAACUGGUACUGAGGAGGGAUUCACGGAGCCUGGUGGGCACCACCGAUGAGGUCCUCCCAUUGCGGCGGGCAGGGAGCCUGUGCACCCCCCUGGACGACCUGGUCCCGCCCCCCAUGCGCGCCCAGCGUUCCCACUCCUUGCCCCAGUCCAAGCUCAGCGCCCAGUUGCCCAGCUGGCUCCUGGCCCCUGCCUCACGCCACCAACGCCGCCGACCCUUCCUUAGCGGGGAUGAGGACCCCAAGGCCUCUACGCUCCGUGUGAUGGUCUUCGGUUCUGAUCGGAUUUCGGGCAAGGUUGCUCGGGCUUAUAGCAAUCUGCGGCGGCUAGAGAACAAUCGCCCACUCCUCACCCGGUUCUUCAAGCUGCAGUUCUUCUACGUGCCUGUGAAGCGGGGCCCUGGGACCGGAACCAGUACCUGCCCAGCCCCUCCGAACCAAACACCCUCGCUCCCCACCGACUCCCCAAGGCACCCCAGCCCUACACAGUUGGGUUCAGUGCCCUGGGAAGACAGUACCAAUGACAUCUCCCACUACCUCGGAAUGCUUGACCCCUGGUAUGAGCGCAACGUGCUGGGCCUCAUGCACCUGCCCCCUGAAGUCCUGUGCCAACAGUCUCUGAAGUCAGAAGCACAGCCCCUGGAAGGCUCCCCAGCCCAGCUGCCCAUCCUUGCUGACAUGCUGCUCUACUACUGCCGCUUCGCUGCCCGGCCCGUGCUCCUGCAGGUCUACCAGACAGAGUUGACCUUCAUCACUGGGGAGAAGACCACAGAGAUCUUCAUCCAGUCCCUGGAGCUGGGUCACUCUGCUGCCACACGGGCCAUCAAGGCUUCAGGUCCCGGCAGUAAGAGACUGGGUAUCGAUGGUGACCGGGAGGCUGUCCCUCUAACACUACAGAUUAUUUACAGUAAGGGUGCCAUCAGUGGACGGAGUCGCUGGAGCAAUAUGGAGAAGGUCUGUACCUCUGUCAACCUCAACAAGGCCUGCCGGAAGCAGGAGGAGCUAGACUCCAGCAUGGAGGCCCUGACGCUAAACCUGACAGAAGUGGUAAAGAGGCAGAACUCCAAAUCCAAGAAGGGCUUCAACCAGAUCAGCACAUCACAGAUCAAAGUGGACAAAGUGCAGAUCAUCGGUUCCAACAGCUGCCCCUUUGCUGUGUGUCUGGACCAAGAUGAGAGGAAGAUCCUGCAGAGUGUGGUCAGGUGUGAGGUCUCACCCUGCUACAAGCCAGAGAAGAGCAGCCUCCCACCACUUCAGAGGCCCCCUUACCCACUCGCCCAGACUGCACCUGACCUCUGCUCCCUUCUCUGCCUACCCAUCAUGACUUUCAGCGGAGCUCUUCCCUAGCAUGACACAAGGCUGAUCUGGAAACCUGGGGGCAGCCUCCCCUGGGCCCC